ACCAGACGCUCAUUUGUAGCUUAGCAUCAGUACCGAUUCACCAUUCUUCCAAACACUUUCCGAUCGGCAACUCGCGAACCAACAAGUAGCUCCACAAUGGCUACUGCCCUUAAACUAAACCUCAAGUUGCAUUCGCACUCAAUAUGUUUCUUACUGCUGCCAAUACUAUUUGUUCUUCAGGCAAAGUUGAUCUUCGCCUGUAAAAGUGAAAUCUAUUGCCGGGGCGAGUUGCUGGAUACGGUGCAAAUGGCUAAAAUUUUUAAUGACUCCAAGACUUUCGUGGACAUGAAGAUGAAAUACGAUGAGAACAAAACUAUGGAAAAAUUUUAUGAAAUGAUGAAUGAAAUAGAGCCAAAUCAGCCAAACCAGACUACAAUCAAACAGUUUGUUAAUAAUUACUUUGAACCUGUUGGUAAGGAAUUCAUACCAUGGAUACCGGACGAUUGGAGACCAGACCCAGAAUUUUUGAAUAAAAUAUAUGAUGACAGUCUAAGACAGUUUGCAGAGGAAUUGCAUAUAUUGUGGAAACAACUAGGAAGAAAAAUGGAUCCAAAAAUCAAAGACGAAGAAGAAAAGUAUUCCAUAAUAUACGUAGAAAAUCCGGUGGUAGUGCCUGGUGGUCGCUUUAGAGAAUUUUAUUAUUGGGAUUCAUACUGGAUCGUUCAAGGUCUAUUAUUAUCUGAAAUGCAUCACACGGUUAAAGGUAUGCUUGAAAACUUUUUGGGUUUAGUGGAUAAAUUUGGUUUUGUGCCCAACGGUGGACGUAUAUAUUACGAGCGUUCGCAACCACCACUUUUGACGCCAAUGGUGAAAAGUUAUUUUGAUAAAACAAAUGAUUUAGAGUUUUUGAAGAAUCAUACGCAUACUUUGGAGAAGGAACUUAAUUUCUGGUUGUCGAAACGAACAAUAACUGUACCUGCUCAUAAUAGAAAUUAUACUGUUGCUGUGUAUAGCCAGACUUUUCCUGGACCGAGACCAGAGUCGUACAGGGAGGAUGUGAUGAGUGCUCAAUUUUUCAACGAAGCUGAUAGAGAGAAACAUUACAAACAACUGAAAUCUGCCGCCGAGUCUGGCUGGGAUUUCUCAUCGAGAUGGUUCGUGGCAAAGGACAAUACCCAUAAUGGCAAUCUGACCGAUUUGAAGACCAGCACCAUCAUCCCAGUUGACCUGAACUCCAUUAUCCAAUGGAAUGCCCGACUAAUUUCAGAGUUUUACUGCAUCCUAGGAAAUAAAUCGAAGCACGAGUAUUAUAAGAAAGUUGCUGAAGAAUUUAAAGAAGUUUUAGACACCUUAUUGUGGAAUGAUGAAUAUGGUGUUUGGAUGGACUACGAUUCAGAAAAUAGAAUAUCUAGACCUUAUUUCUACCCUUCGAAUCUUGCUCCUUUGUGGACUCAAAGUUAUAAGGACGUUGAGUGUGGGAGUGGUAAAAGUUUGGGAGUAGACAAGAAUGUGCAGGAUAGGAUUGAGAGGGUUUUGCGGUAUUUAAAUAGUCCAGAUGUAGCAAUAAAAAGCUACCCAGGCGGUGUACCAACCACUUUAUUGAAUACAGGAGAGCAAUGGGACUUCCCAAAUGCCUGGGCACCUCUUCAGCAUAUGGUGAUCCUGGGAUUGGACAGCACAGAUAAUCAGGAAGCUAAGGAUUUGUCAUUUGAUCUUUGCCAGAAAUGGGUCCGAUCAAAUCAUAAAGCUUACUUGGAAACGAAUCAUAUGUAUGAAAAGUAUAAUGCCACACAUGCUGGGGCACCAGGAAAUGGCGGAGAAUAUGAGGUCCAGCUUGGUUUUGGCUGGACGAAUGGUGUCAUAUUAGACCUUCUUAAUAAAUACGGAGAUCGACUGAGCUCUACAUCAAAUUCGCUCACAUCAGAUGGUUCGUCGUAAAUCUUUUGGAAUAAUCUUGAAGACUGUGAAAUUAGUGAAAAAAUUACUACUAGAAGAAUAUACGAGUAUUAAGGGUAUAUAUAGCGUAGAUGACUUUGCUAACUAUUUAUUUGUGUGAACUAUUUAAUUUGUAUUUUACACUAUGAUCAUUUUUAUUUAAUUUUAUAUCUUCAUGCCUCAUUAAGAAACUUAUUAUUAAGCACCUAAAGUAAUUGUUUCUUGUAGAAAAUAUUAAUUUAUGAAUUCUGAACUAUAUUGUAUUUUUACUGUAAAUUAUAUACACAAUUUGUGAUUUUUUCAAUGUUCAAAAUAUUGCUUCACUUGUAUAAUAUGCAAUAUAAACAAACAGCCUGUAUCUU
Molecule: messenger RNA, 2237 nt
Organism: Ctenocephalides felis (cat flea)
Lineage: Eukaryota; Metazoa; Arthropoda; Insecta; Siphonaptera; Pulicidae
Product: trehalase-like
Exons: 6
Coding region: 97-1878 (593 amino acids)
Biological process (GO): trehalose catabolic process
Molecular function (GO): alpha,alpha-trehalase activity
Source: RefSeq, a predicted model, not a curated record